CACUUGCCCUCUCUACAUGCUUGGCACAUCUCCUCGUCUCUGUAUCUCUCCUCUCUGUCUUAUUACUCUCUCUCUCUCUCUCUCUCUGGAGGUGGAGUAACCAAUGCUGCCCUGCCUUAAAUCUCUCUUUAAACUACCGCUCGCCGUUCUCUUGUCGCCUCCUCUGAGACCGGAGCCUCUUUAAUGGCGGACGACUCCGACUCCGCGGGUACCGUUCUCCUUCACGGAGACCUUGACCUAUGGAUACACGAAGCUCGCCGGCUCCCGAACAUGGACAUGCUAACCGAGCGCCUCCGACGCUGCUUCGCCCCUUGUGGUGCUAUCGUCCCCCAUCGAAGUGCCGAUCACCACCAUCCCCAUCACCCUCAUCACAAGCACCCCAAGAUCAUCACCAGCGAUCCAUACGUCACCGUCAGACUAUCAGGAGCCACCCUUGCCCGCACCCGAGUCAUCUCCAACUCCGAAAACCCUGUUUGGAAUGAGCACUUCAAUAUACCUGUCGCCCAUUCCGAUGACCAAAUCCAAUUCAACGUCAAGGACGACGAUAUAUUCGGCGCCCAGCUCAUCGGCACCGUAUCUAUUCCUGCUGCCGACAUCGUCGCGGGAGAAAUUGACCGCAAGUGGUUUCCUAUCCUUGGAUCCAAUGGGAAACCGCCCAAGCCGGAGAGUGCUCUGCUGCUCUCGAUUAGGUUUACGCCCAUGUCGGAGACUUCGGAGUACAUACAUGGCCUGGCAGGAGAUCCAGAGAGAAAAGGGGUGCAGAAUACCUAUUUUCCUGUCAGAAAAGGGGGGUUGGUGACGCUUUACCAGGAUGCGCAUGUGAGGGAAGGGGACUUGCCGGAGAUCAGAUUGGACGAAGGGAGGGUUUUCGAGCAUGAAAAAUGCUGGGAGGAUAUUUGCCAUGCUAUACUGGAGGCUCACCAUCUGAUUUAUAUUGUUGGUUGGUCGAUUUAUUGCAAGGUGAGGCUGGUAAGAGAGCCUACACGUCCGUUGCCGAGCGGCGGGGAUCUUACAUUGGGGGAGCUUCUCAAGUACAAGUCGCAGGAGGGUGUUCGUGUGUGCUUGCUCGUUUGGGACGAUAAGACAUCCCAUGACAAAUUAUUUCUCAAGACGGCAGGUGUUAUGGAAACUCAUGAUGAAGAAACUCGAAAGUUUUUCAAACAUUCAUCUGUCAUUUGUGUGCUAGCACCUCGUUAUGCCAGCAGUAAACUUAGUAUUGUCAAGCAACAGG
Molecule: messenger RNA, 1231 nt
Organism: Dendrobium catenatum
Lineage: Eukaryota; Viridiplantae; Streptophyta; Magnoliopsida; Asparagales; Orchidaceae
Product: phospholipase D delta
Biological process (GO): phospholipid catabolic process; phosphatidylcholine metabolic process
Cellular component (GO): plasma membrane
Molecular function (GO): calcium ion binding; D-type glycerophospholipase activity
Source: RefSeq, a predicted model, not a curated record